CCGAGGAGGGCCCCGCGCGGCCAUGGCGGCAGCGGCGCUGGAGCGCUGGGUGUCCGGCGAGCUGCAGGAGCUGCUGGGCCUCAGCGGCCGCCACGUCCCUGCCUUCCUGGUGGCCCUGGCCGGCCGCAGCCGCAGCCCGGAGGAGCUGCUGGAGAGGCUGCGCGAGACCGAGGCGCUGCGGGUGGAGGAGCCGCGGGUCCAGGCCUUCGCCAGGCAGCUAUGGGAGAAGGUGCCUCGGGCAGCCCCCCGGGAGCCCCCCGGGCGCGCGGCAGAGCGAGCGGCGCUGGAGCUGCAGCGGCGCAGCAGAGGCUACCGAUUGGUGGAGAGCGACGAGGAGGGGGAGGGGCCGGCGCCCGACCCCGCCCCUAGCUCCUCCCACCCCCCAGGCUCCUCCCAGGCCCCCUCCCGGCGCCGCCACCUCCGCCGCCGGCGCCGCUCCCAGAGCCCGGAGGAGGCUCCCAGCCCCCCCCUGGCGCCUACCCCGCCCCCCCCUGAGCCUGCUGAGGACCCUGAGGCAGAAUGGGAGGCAGCAGAGCAGGAGAGGCUGAAGGACCUGGAGCAGAGGGAGGCCUUUGCCCAGCGCCUGCGACACCGAGACCAGCAGCGGACACGGAGCAAGGCCUACGAAGAGGCCCAGAAGAGGCUGAAGGUGGCAGAAGAAGACCAAAAGGCUCUGGUGCCGGAGCUGCGCAAGCGCUCGCGCAGGGAGUACCUGGCCAAGAGGGAGCAGGAGAAGCUGGAGGAGCUGCAGGCCGAGAUCGAGGACGAGGAGCAGCUCUUCGGGGAGGAGGCCCUGAGCCGCGCCGAGCUGCAGGAGCUGGCCUACAAGAGGAGGCUCAGGGACCUGGCCCAGGAGUACAAGAGGGCAGGGGAGAGGGAGAGGCUGGAGAAGACCUCCAGGUACCACAUCCCCGAGGAGCGGCGCAGCAAGUCGAUCCCGCUGCCGGAGGAGGCUGCGGGGGCCGGGGCGGAUGCGGCGGCGCCGCGGGACGAGCAGCGGCGCUGGGAGGAGGAGCGGCUGGAGGCUGCCACCCUGCGCUUCGGCGCCCGCGACGCCGCCCGCCGCGCGCCCCCCGCCUACCAGGUCCUGCUGGAGGAGGAGCAGAUGAUCCACUUCGUGGGGGCUGCCCCCCUGCAGGGCAGCCAGCCCCAGGAGGCGGCCGGGGCGGUGCCGGCGGCGCAGCCGUGCCGCGAGGGCGCCCAGCAGGAGCGCCGCUCCCUGCCCAUCUUCCCCUUCCGCGAGCAGCUGCUGGAGGCCAUCGCCGCGCACCAGGUGCUGGUCAUCGAGGGCGAGACCGGCUCGGGCAAGACCACCCAGAUCCCACAGUACCUGCACGAGGAGGGCUACACGCGGCAGGGUCUCCGCAUCGGCAUCACCCAGCCCAGGCGAGUGGCUGCCAUGAGCGUGGCUGCCAGGGUGGCACUGGAGAUGGGCACCAAGCUGGGCAACGAGGUGGGGUACAGCAUCCGCUUCGAGGACUGCACCUCGGAGAGGACUGUGCUCAAGUACAUGACGGACGGCAUGCUGCUGCGGGAGUUCCUGACCGAGCCUGACCUGGCCUCCUACAGCGUGAUCAUGGUGGACGAGGCGCACGAGCGCUCCCUGCACACGGACGUGCUCUUCGGGCUGCUCAAGGACCUGCUGCGCUUCCGCCCGCGCCUCAAGGUGCUGGUGGCCUCGGCCACGCUCGACGCCCAGCGCUUCGCCGCCUUCUUCCAGGGCGCGCCCGUGUUCCGCAUCCCCGGCCGCCGCUUCCCCGUCGACAUCUACUACACCAAGGCCCCCGAGGCUGACUACCUGGAGGCCUGCGUGGUGUCUGUGCUGCAGAUCCACCUCACACAGCCCCCUGGCGACAUCCUCGUCUUCCUCACCGGCCAGGAGGAGAUCGAGGCCUGCGUGGAGCUGCUGCAGGAGCGCUGCCGGCGCCUGGGCUCGCGGCUGCCGGAGCUGCUGGUGCUGCCCAUCUAUGCCAACCUCCCCUCCGAGCUCCAGGCCCGCAUCUUCCAGCCCACCCCCCCGGGGGCGCGCAAGGUGGUGGUGGCCACCAACAUCGCGGAGACCUCGGUGACGAUCGAGGGCAUCGUGUACGUGCUGGACCCCGGCUUCUGCAAGCAGAAGAGCUACAGCGCCCGCACGGGCAUGGAGAGCCUGGUGGUCACCCCCUGCUCGCGGGCCUCGGCCAACCAGCGGGCAGGGCGGGCAGGCCGGGUGGCACCGGGGAAGUGCUUCAGGCUGUACACAGCUUGGGCCUUCCAGCACGAGCUGGAGGAGACCUCCGUGCCCGAGAUCCAGAGGGCAGACCUGGGCUGCUUGGUGCUGCUGCUCAAGAGCCUGGGCAUCAACGAUUUGAUUCACUUUGACUUCCUGGACCCUCCCCCCCACGAGACCUUGGUGCUGGCCCUGGAGCAGCUCUACGCCCUGGGGGCCCUCAACCACCUGGGGGAGCUCACCACGCUGGGUCGCCGCAUGGCCGAGCUGCCUGUGGAGCCGAUGCUGGCCAAGAUGAUCCUGGCCUCCGAGCAGUACGGCUGCCGGGACGAGGUGCUGACGGUGGCCGCCAUGCUCUCCGUCAACAACGCCGUCUUCUACCGGCCCAAGGACAAGGUCCUGCACGCCGACAGCGCCCGCAGGGCCUUCUACCUGCCCGGGGGAGACCACCUGGUGCUGCUCAACGUCUACAACCAGUGGCGCCAGGCAGGGCACUCCCUGCAGUGGUGCUUCGAGCACUUCGUGCAGGCCAGGUCGCUGCGCCGGGCCCGGGAUGUGCGCGACCAGCUGGAGGCGCUGAUGGACAGGGUGGAGGUGGCGCCCUCCUCCUGCGGGGGGGACCUCACCCCCGUCAGAAAGGCGGUCACCGCAGGCUUCUUCUACCACACGGCGCGGCUGACGCGGGGAGGCUACCGCACGGUCAAGCACCAGCAGGGAGUCUUCAUCCACCCCAACAGUUCCCUCUUCGAGCUGCAGCCUCGCUGGGUGCUCUACCACGAGCUGGUCUUCACCACCAAGGAGUUCAUGAGACAGGUGCUGGAGAUCGACAGCAGCUGGCUGCUGGAGGUGGCACCUCACUACUACCAGGCCAAGGAGCUGGAGGAUGGCAGCGGCCGCAAGAUGCCCAAGAAGGUUGGCAAGAGCCCCGAGGAGCUGGGCUGA
Messenger RNA from Dryobates pubescens (Downy woodpecker), 3151 nucleotides. RefSeq names its product DEAH-box helicase 16 (gene DHX16). Gene Ontology annotation, molecular function: RNA binding; ATP binding. The coding region runs from base 23 to 3151 and encodes 1042 amino acids. Lineage: Eukaryota; Metazoa; Chordata; Aves; Piciformes; Picidae. Gene Ontology annotation, cellular component: intracellular anatomical structure; catalytic step 2 spliceosome. The record is from RefSeq and is a predicted model, not a curated record. The transcript is spliced from 20 exons.